Messenger RNA from Knipowitschia caucasica, 285 nucleotides. Lineage: Eukaryota; Metazoa; Chordata; Actinopteri; Gobiiformes; Gobiidae. The record is from the annotation of a GenBank genome assembly.
AUGAAAAAGUUUAACAUCAGGAAGGUGCUGGACGGUCUGAAGGAGGCGUCAUCGUCCACUCCGACUGUCCAAGUAGGGCCACAGGAGAACCAUCUCAUCCCAGAGAGCCUCCAGUCUGAGCAUUUCCAGCUCUGCAAGACUGUUCGUCAUGGCUUCCCCUACCAACCCUCAGCUAUGGCGUUCGACCCGGUGCAGAAGAUCCUGGCCAUAGGGACACAAAGUGGAGCUCUGAGAAUCUCGUUACUCUGUGAUGAAGCCCUCAACUUGGCUCGCACCCGGCUAUGA